This is a messenger RNA of Pediculus humanus corporis (human body louse), 1137 nucleotides long. RefSeq lists its product as uncharacterized. Lineage: Eukaryota; Metazoa; Arthropoda; Insecta; Psocodea; Pediculidae. The record is from RefSeq and is a predicted model, not a curated record. The transcript is spliced from 4 exons. The coding region runs from base 1 to 1137 and encodes 378 amino acids. Gene Ontology annotation, molecular function: DNA-binding transcription factor activity.
AUGAAAAAUUUAUAUUCUGAAGGAGUAAAAAAUGAAGAAGCAUACGAAACAUAUUCUCAUGUACCCGUUGAAUCUUCGUAUACAGUCGAAGAUAUUUUAGCCAAAUAUUUAUUAGAUUUUGCCAUAGAAGAAGACACAGUCCUUGGUUACAUAAAUGAUUUGAAUACUUUUAAAGAAAUUUUAGAUAAAAUGAAAGAUAUAGGUUUUGCUUUUAGUGUUAGGGAUUCCGGUGCACGAAAAAAACAUAGGCAGAAAAUUGAAAAAGAGCCAUUAAAUGAUAAAAUUAGUGAUUCAAAUACAUCCAAAGAAUUUUUCGAUCAUCUCACAGUUUUUUAUCAACUGAAAGCAAUGCCAAUUAGAUUUUUUGGACUUCCAUUUACAAUUGAUAAAACUACUCAUUAUCAGUGUGCUUAUGGAUGCAAAUAUUACAAAUCGAGAGCAGAUGAAUUGAAACCGAAAAAAAAAAGGGUAGGGAGUAAAAAAAUGGGUUGCUUAGCAAAAAUGACUAUAAAGCACAUAACAGUUUAUCCUGAUUACAAAUUAGAAGUAGAAUCUGAUUGGAGAAAAAAGAAAAAGUCUAGUCAUAAUCAUCCACCGAUAAUUAUAGAGCCAAAAUUAAAAACUCAAAAGUCUAAAAGUCAUAAAACUCUUAUAAAAAAUACGACAACACAAAAAAGUUCAAAAAAAGACGAAGAAGUAAUAUUAUCUUCGACAGUGAUAAAAGAACCAGAUUGGAAUUACAUAGAAGAACCAUCUUCCAGUCUAAAAACAAAUGAAGAUUCCAAAGAUGAACAGUCAGCUAAAACGAUAACAUUAAGAGAUGACAAUUUUCUCCAUACUUUGGUGAAAUUUUCUCACACUACAACGACAGCAGUUUUCGAGCAAGUCGAUUACAAGCCAAAUGAAAUUAAAAUUGAAAUAGCACCUUUUGAACCCACUGAAAAUGCAUCAACUAUAGAAGUGUAUGAAUAUCAGCCGACCAUACAAGAACUUCAAACUCUUUUCAAAGAAAAAUUAAAAAAUCUCUAUACUCUUUGCAAUAACUGUUCAAAUGGUUCCCUUAUAUUAAGAUUAGCUGGCGAUUUGGAACAAAUUGAAAUGCAACUAAAUAAUGAUAUUAAUUACAGCAACUUAUAA